CCAGAGUGUUUUAAUUUUUCCUCGUCAUGUUGGUAUCAAUAUAACGUUACCGUGGACAACUCUUGGAAUAAUUGUUCCGGGGGCAUAACAUAUAUCAGAAGAACAGCAUAUACCUCCCUGCCUUAUGUCGCUGUAAUGCUCUGCAGCAGUUACAGAUACAAAAUUUUUGGAGCACAGAAUUUAGCAGAUACAUUUCUAAAUAUUGCUGAUGGAUCAGGCUCCGGGGCGGAUCACUGUGAACUCGUGGGCGGAUCUGAAGGGCACGCUAACUUACCUGGCGAUUAUCCGUACGCUCCAGUAGUGACAGGAUAUUAUCGUUCCAAUUUUGGGGAACAGUUCAACUACGGAACAGUAAGUCGCAGGAUCAACAGCUACUGGUACAAUUCCUGGUACGAGUGUGGAGUUACAGUUCCUUGAUAUAAAUACCAGCAGGA
This is a messenger RNA of Saccostrea cuccullata (small rock oyster), 434 nucleotides long. RefSeq names its product fibronectin type III domain-containing protein 1-like. The record is from RefSeq and is a predicted model, not a curated record. Lineage: Eukaryota; Metazoa; Mollusca; Bivalvia; Ostreida; Ostreidae. Bases 136 to 417 code for a protein of 93 amino acids. The transcript is spliced from 3 exons.